Molecule: messenger RNA, 1648 nt
Organism: Mercurialis annua (annual mercury)
Lineage: Eukaryota; Viridiplantae; Streptophyta; Magnoliopsida; Malpighiales; Euphorbiaceae
Exons: 6
Coding region: 223-1185 (320 amino acids)
Biological process (GO): transmembrane transport
Source: RefSeq, a predicted model, not a curated record
UAAACUUUAGAACCAAAAAAAUAAAUAGAGAAACGAAUUGUUUGUUUUGGCUCCAAGUAACCAUCUUUUUUCUGAGAAAUGCAAAAUCCAGACCAAACUAAAAAUUCAUUUUUAAACUAAAAAUUCACACUAAAUGCAUUCUUAGAAUUCCUUUUUUCUUUUCCCUUUUCCGCCGGAUUAUUAAAAAUCAAAUCUUGAUUUAUUGUUCAAACAAUAUUAAUAAUGGAAGCAAAUAAUGCCAGAGUUCAAUCAUUUGGCCACACAGAGAUUAAUUGGGACAAGCUCGACAAGACUAAAUUUUAUGUGGCAGGAGCGGGGAUCUUUACGGGGAUUACAGUGGCCUUGUAUCCGGUUUCUGUUGUGAAAACAAGGCUUCAGGUCGCUACAAAGGAUAGUGUUGAGAAGAGUGCAUAUUCUGUUGUUAAGGGCCUAUUGAAAACCGAUGGAAUUCCUGGUCUGUAUAAAGGGUUUGGUACAGUCAUCACUGGUGCAAUUCCUGCCAGGAUUAUUUUUCUUACUGCUUUGGAGACUACAAAAGUUGCAGCUUUUAAGAUGGUUGAACCCUUUAAAUUGUCGGAAGCACCUCAAGCUGCUGUAGCUAAUGGUAUUGCUGGCAUGACAGCUUCGCUUUUUUCUCAAGCUGUAUUUGUUCCGAUUGAUGUGGUUAGCCAAAAGUUAAUGGUACAAGGAUAUUCUGGUCAUGCCAAAUAUAAUGGGGGUCUUGAUGUUGCUCGUAACAUUAUAAAGACUGAUGGUUUCAGGGGUUUUUAUAGGGGAUUUGGCCUGUCUGUUAUGACUUAUUCCCCGUCUAGUGCUGUAUGGUGGGCUAGUUACGGUUCAAGCCAGCGUGUCAUCUGGAGGCUCUUAGGCUACGGUACUGAUGCAGACAUUGCCGCACCUAGCCAUUCGAAGUUAAUGUUAGUUCAGGCUAGUGGCGGAAUUAUUGCUGGAGCAACAGCAUCCUGCAUUACAACCCCAUUGGAUACUAUCAAGACUCGCUUGCAGGUCAUGGGACUAGGAAGGAGAAGCUCUGCAAGACAAGUUGUUAAAAACUUGAUCAAGGAUGAUGGUUGGACAGGUUUAUAUAGAGGGUUUGGUCCAAGAUUUUUCAGCAUGUCAGCUUGGGGAACCUCAAUGAUAAUAGCCUAUGAAUAUUUGAAGCGAUUGUGUGCAAAAGACGAAUAAUUGUGAUUCUGUUAUUACUUAUUACUACUACUACACCCAAGCUGCUAAGUUCAACCUAUCCUAGAAGAUGGCUGCAUCUGAACAGAUGCACUCCAAAAUUUUUUCCUGUAUUUUGUCACUGAAUUAGAUUUGCAGAUAUUGAAGGUUGACGCAAUUAGCUGAGGAACCAAUUAAACAGUUAUAGAUUUGGAUCAGUCCAACAGAUUUUUGAUGAGCCUUUUUGACAUGGCUAAUAUUCUUUCAAGAAUAGACAUCUUUUUGUUCUCUUUUAGGGUAAACAUCAAUGACACAAUUAGAGGCUGUGUUCGUUUUCAUUCGGCAUAGCAAUAUACUCUUGUAGUAUUGAAUCUUGGCUUGGUAGAAAUGUAUUUUUCUAUUUCAAAUAUUUUCCUGUAUUUUUAUCCAUAUUUGGGUAUCAAUCAUUUUGCAGAAAUAAAUAAUACUUUAUGUUUACGAAUUACAA